Ascoidea rubescens DSM 1968 is the source of this 639-nucleotide messenger RNA. It is a transcript of the gene DER1, whose product is annotated as derlin. The record is from RefSeq and is a predicted model, not a curated record. NCBI's taxonomy places the organism in Eukaryota, Fungi, Ascomycota, Saccharomycetes, Ascoideales, Ascoideaceae. The transcript has a single exon. Bases 1 to 639 code for a protein of 212 amino acids. Gene Ontology annotation, molecular function: ubiquitin-specific protease binding; misfolded protein binding. Gene Ontology annotation, biological process: endoplasmic reticulum unfolded protein response. Gene Ontology annotation, cellular component: endoplasmic reticulum membrane; Hrd1p ubiquitin ligase ERAD-L complex.
AUGGAACGUAUUCCCUUCGAACUUAUCACUGAGGUGCCCCCCAUCACCAGAUACUGGUCCAUUGGCGUCGUUGCUCUUGCAGCAUUGGAGAAGUAUGGUUUUCUCUCCAGCUUGGACUUGCUCUACUCCUUCGACUCAGUCUUCAGAAACAGCCAGUACUGGCGUCUUAUCACCACCUUCUUCUACUUUGGCAGCUUGAACUUUGACUUGUUCUUUGUUCUCUUCUUCAUGGUCAGAUACUCCAGGUCGCUAGAGGAAAACAUCUCCCGGUCCAGAGACUAUUUGUGGAUACUCUUCAUAAACUCAGUGCUACUCAUCAUCUACUCGUCCUUCAUCUAUCCCUUGUCGAAGCUAGGCCCCAAAUUGCAGGAAGCCAUCAUCUAUAUCUGGUCAAGAAGAAACCCCAAUGUCAGAUUACAGCUUUUCGGGAUCAUUGAGUUCAGUGCUGCCUACUUGCCCUUUUUUUACGCCAUUUUUAACCAUCUUCUAAGACAGUUGCCCUUGAGAGGCACCCUUGUCGAUAUUAUCAUUGGCCAUAUAUACUUUUAUUUUCAAGAUAUCUUUCCCAAAAUUCAUGGUUAUUAUCCUUUUAAUCCUCCUUGGAAAUGGGUGUGGGUUCAAAAUAGACUAAAUCACUAA